Messenger RNA from Exophiala mesophila, 1752 nucleotides. RefSeq lists its product as uncharacterized. Gene Ontology annotation, cellular component: endoplasmic reticulum membrane; glycosylphosphatidylinositol-mannosyltransferase I complex. Gene Ontology annotation, molecular function: mannosyltransferase activity. Gene Ontology annotation, biological process: GPI anchor biosynthetic process; protein processing. The coding region runs from base 98 to 1702 and encodes 534 amino acids. Lineage: Eukaryota; Fungi; Ascomycota; Eurotiomycetes; Chaetothyriales; Herpotrichiellaceae. The record is from RefSeq and is a predicted model, not a curated record. The transcript has a single exon.
CGUCAACGCAAAAUCUGGAUUCGACUUAGCCAUUGGCGAGGACAUCUCUAGAACCCGACAAUAUCUUAAAUUCGUCACCUUCCGACUCCGCUCUAUCAUGAAAAGACGUUCAACAUACAUCACACAUCCCAGCCAUGCAGUUGAUCCGAAAGAUAUCAAAGUUUCCUCAGAUCGGGUACAGUUGGCAGGAGUCAAGGCUGCCCGAGAAGAGCGCUUGACUAUCGGACUAAAAGAACUUCCCAAAGAAAUAGUCGAUGUAUUAGAACAGUCUCACGAUCUACACAUCCGCUGGGCUUCCGACAAAUUCUACAAUGUCACAGAACCCCUGGUCUCUCGAAUCUCCCCUGGACUACAUAUACACUAUACUCCUCUUAAAGACGAUCAACCAGACAAUCUGUGUGAUGUGAUUCAUACUGUCUUUGGCAAAGACCUCAAAUGUGUCUCACCCAAAACCACCUUCAUCACUCCUCCCGUACUGUCAGCCCGCUUCGCCCGUACCGCCAAUUCCCAAUAUUACUCAGAGCUUCCUAAUGUCAAAAGCCUUGUCUUAUACCUCCAACGGCGGCUAUGCAAUUACUCCGAUCUCAGCUGCCUCCACUCGGCGUCACUGCUGAAUCUUGCCGAUUCAAUCGACAUAGACUAUGAUAGCAUCUCCCACGCACUCACCUUCACUGCCUUCUGGUCCAAACAACCCGACAUCACUUAUGAUCCUAUAUCAGACUCCACCGCCGUCGAUCGUUGGAUGAUUGACAUCCGCUCUAGAGGUACUGAACGUGUGGAGCUUGGUGUUUUGGGUAGUGAAGCAGCACAAGAUCCAUCGGAGCUAUCACUAUCUGGCUUCCUAACUGUCCUCGGCCAGGACGACCACCCUAAAGCCACUCUCUUCAGCUUUCCAUCUCGUCACCAUCGACUCCUCGACCAGAAAUAUACUGUUUCUUUUGAUCGACCAAUCGGUCUACAUCCAAUCCUACGGAUAUCGUUCCCUUCAGCUUCAAACCUAGUCGAACCAACCAAAAAGCCAGAAGGAAGUGUAUGCGCGCUGCAAACAUACCUCACCCUACCCUCACACAUAUUCAUUGACAAGUGGGCAUUCCUUAGUAAUGACCCCUUGUUCCAGAAAUCUCACAACCUCGGCCAACUCCACACCGUCGCUGGCGACACAGACCUCGAAGCUCCAGACUAUGUGGUCAAGCAAUGGGGAUCAACAGCGCUGUUCUCGAUUCUCACACCUGAAUAUAAUCAAACCUCCUCGUCAUCAUCUGAUAAUCAUUCCUGGGACGUCACAAUCCCUAUGCACCUACGAUAUCUGACACCGCAAGCAGGAGGGUUCAGCGACGUUGACAUCCCUUGGCCAGUAGUCUUCUGGGCGUGCACCGCUGAUGACGGCACCAAGUUCCCGGUCAAUCCAUUCGACCGAACACAGCUGGGCUUCGAGGGACUUUUCGGUCCUAGAACCAUGUUCUACCACGUGCAGCCGUCGCCACAGGAUAAUCAAGCAGGGAGACUGGUUGAAACGAUCUCAUUGCCCGUCUUGAACACUCAAGCGAUGUCACAAUCGACAAUUGAAAAUCUCACCGUGGCAACCAUCUUGUUGGGAUUUUUGUAUGUCUUGUGGAAGGUAUGGCCUGGGCUGUUGGUUCAGGUUCGAGGUUUAGGAGGGGCAGGAGGAGGUAGGGUAGAUGGAGACAAAAAAUCACAAUAGUAGUAGCAGUAGUAGUAGCAUGGCCAGCAUGGCACAUCCCACGAACAGCA